Sitodiplosis mosellana (orange wheat blossom midge) is the source of this 2058-nucleotide messenger RNA. RefSeq names its product histone acetyltransferase p300-like. The transcript has 2 exons. Bases 376 to 1215 code for a protein of 279 amino acids. Gene Ontology annotation, cellular component: histone acetyltransferase complex; transcription regulator complex. Gene Ontology annotation, biological process: positive regulation of transcription by RNA polymerase II. The record is from RefSeq and is a predicted model, not a curated record. NCBI's taxonomy places the organism in Eukaryota, Metazoa, Arthropoda, Insecta, Diptera, Cecidomyiidae. Gene Ontology annotation, molecular function: histone acetyltransferase activity; chromatin DNA binding; transcription coactivator activity.
AAUCGUUCACUUCUUUGUGAUCUGUCGAUCGGUGCAGACGUAAACAAACAAUUCAAUAUUAUAUUACGCCGCAAAGACAAGAGCUUUGAAAUUAUUUCAUUUAGAGUUGUAUCAUUUGUUCAUUUUAUACUUGGUUUCUUUUUGAUCGAAAAAAAGCUAUCAACAUUCAGUGCAUUAAAUGAACUGAAACAGCAAACACUCCAACAGCCACAGCAACAAAUUCAACUUAAUUUGCAGUUGAAUGUGAUUGAAGCAAAACAGUUGACUUUCCCAGUUUGAUUCAUGAAAUGUUUUUCGACAUUUCACACAAUUUCCAAUUACUAAAACAUAACAUUUUGAUCUUUAACAACAAUUCAGCAGCAACCGAAUCAAAAUAUGCCCGGUCAAUUGCAAAUGGAUCCGGAGAAGCGGAAGCUCAUCCAACAACAAUUGGUGUUAUUGUUGCAUGCGCACAAGUGUCAAAAGCGCGAAAAUGAUAAUCCAAACGGUCAGGAUGCGAACAAGUGUACGUUGCCGCAUUGCCAAACCAUUAGAGAAGUUCUAAAUCACAUGAAAAAUUGUAAAACGAAUAAAGAUUGUACGGUGCCGCAUUGUUCGUCGUCGCGUCAAAUUAUCAGCCAUUGGAAGAAUUGCAAUGGAUUGGACUGUCCAGUGUGUUUGCCGUUGAAACAGGCGAACAAAGGAAAUGUCCCAAUGCAGCAAUUGGCGAAUUCACAGCAAAAUCAACAGCAGCAACAGCAACAAGCUGGUCAGUCACAAAAUCAGUCACAAAUAUCGAAUAUUCCACAGGUGAGUAUGCAAAACAUUCAAGUGCUGUUCGGAAAUACGGAUAAUCCAAACGGUCCGGGUGCAUCUUUAAGCGCUUUAGGGCCGUUGCCAAUGAAUUCACAAGUGCAAGCAUCGAAUGUGCCGGGCACGAAAGACUGGCACAAUUCAAUCACGUCCGAUCUUCGAAAUCAUUUAGUUCAUAAGUUAGUGCAAGCAAUAUUCCCGAUGCCCGAUCCGGCGGCAAUGCUCGACCAGCGAAUGCACAAUUUGGUUGCGUACGCCAAGAAAAUCGAGGGUGAUAUGUACGAAAUGGCGAAUACGAGAUCUGAAUACUAUCACCUGUUGGCGGAGAAAAUUUUUAAAAUUCAAAACGAAUUGGAGGAGAAGCGACAGAAGCGAAAGGAACAACAAAUGCAACAAUCGUUGUUUAGGUGUCAAUCACCUUAGUUUGGUCAUCAGUGGCCUAACAAAUGUACCGAACAUCAAAGAGUAGCAUAGCACCAUCACAGCUGAUCUUCGAAAUUAUUUGGAUUGAAAGUUAGCACAAGCAAUAAACCCAACAGCCAAUCCAGACAAACAAACAUCGAUUCAAAUUGCGAACGCACGAAAACUUGAAGAUGAUAUUCACGCAAAAGCAAACACCAAAAAUGAAUACUAUAAUUUAAUAGCUCAGGCAAUUUCUAAAACACAGAUGCACAAGGAAACCAAAGGAAGCCACUUUGCGUACAUUCAAACAAACAACAUUCAGUGUAAAGAGAUUAAUUCCGCUUGAUAAUUUGUUUGAUUGUACUUUUCCGAUGAAUAUUUUCGUAUGUUUCAUAAUUAUCUUUUUCUCGGAAAUUUCUACACUUGCUUAUCAAUAAGAAAGACUCAGAAUAAGUUCUAUGUUGUGCUAUCUCAAUUUUUUUUAUGUAGUUUUAUUAACAUUCAAUAAAGUGAAGGUCCGGUGUUUCUCUAUUAUUUAUAAAAUUACAUUUUUUUUAACGAGAUAAAAGAAAUGUUAAGGCUAACAUUUUGCUCAUUUUUCUAUAUCGAAAUAAAUAAAUCAAAAAUCUCAAAUCAUUUCAAUGUCGACUGAUCAGCGAGAUAACGGUCAAUGUGAAUUUUCCGUCAAAGUAACGCCAGAAAAAAUCAAAAUAAAGAAAGAAAGUUAUUUUAUUGCCUAGAAUAUUUGGAUUUUGUUAUAGCUCUUAUCUUUGUUGUUGUUUUUUUUAUAUUUCAUAGUCUUACAUAUUGUUUUUGGAACUUGUACAGCUGAAUAUCUACAAUAAAAAAAAAACCAUUAGUAAA